AUGGAAAAGGGGGCGCCGGAAGACCGCCCCCGAGAGCAGCACCGCCUCCUGCACCCCGCGGCUUGGCAGGGCGCUCCCUGCAUGGACCACCUUCUCUUGCACCCUCUAUCCGGGCAGGGGACCAGGGACUCGGCCCUGCUGCUCUUCCCCCCUAAGCAAGGCCCCCCGCACCACCUCUUGCAGCCCCUGCCUUCCAAGCCCAGCGCCUUCCACAGGGAGCGGAAGCCCCCCCAGCCGGGAGAGGCCUCCUCCUGCAAAGAGCGGCAGCAGCGCCUUUUGGAGGAUCAGGCCUGCCUCAGCAGGCAGCUUUUCCAGCCCAUCGUUGGGCUGGUGCCUUUGGAUGUUGAGGAGCAGGGGGAGGUCCAGGAGAAGGGUCCGCAGAAGGAAGGGCAAGCGAGAGCCGAGGAGCGAGAGGGCCAGGGGCCCUCGGCGGGCGGCAGCAACAAGAAGAAGCGAGGGGACCGCAAAGCUGCUGCCGCCUGUCGAGGAGGGAAGGAUGAGGGCCACACCUUGGGGAGCUGCAUCCCAAAGGGCGCAGCAGAACUCAACGCGGGGGGUGCAGGAGAGGCAGAGGAGGUCAAAAAAGAGGCCAACGGUACAGAGAAUUGCGGUGCGGAGACCUCGCAGUCUGGGCAAGAAGAGCCCAUCAAAACUGAACUGGGGGAGCCUCCUGAGGAGGACUGUCAGGGGAAGGAAGAAGUGGCCUCCACGCCUCGCUCGGCCUCCAAGGGCCCGGCUCACGGGAGCAAAGAUGCUGCCUCGGCUGAGCCUCCUGGGCCACAGCAGCCUCAAGAGCUGAAGAUUCCACUGACCCUCCACCCAGUCCCUCCUGGGGCCAGGAUCCAGUUCCAAGGACCACCUCCGCCGGAGCUCAUAAGAGUGACUAAAGUGCCUGUGACACAAGUGCCCCUUAAAAUGCAGUCUUUGCUGGAGCCUUCCGUGAAAAUUGAAACAAAAGAUGUGCCCCUCACAGUGCUGCCCUCAGAUGCAGGGAUACCAGAUACUCCAUUUAGCAAAGAUAGAGAUGGCCACGUCAAGCGUCCUAUGAAUGCAUUUAUGGUGUGGGCAAGAAUUCAUCGGCCAGCCUUAGCCAAAGCUAACCCUGCUGCCAAUAAUGCAGAAAUAAGUGUCCAACUUGGACUGGAGUGGAACAAACUCACUGAAGAGCAAAAGAAACCUUAUUAUGAUGAAGCUCAGAAGAUUAAAGAAAAACACAGAGAAGAAUUUCCAGGUUGGGUUUACCAGCCAAGACCUGGUAAAAGGAAGCGGUUCCCCUUGACAGUCUCCACUGUGUUCUCCGGCACUACUCAGAAUAUCAUUGCUACAAGUCCAAUGUCAGCCUCCACUGUCUUUACUGGAACCUCUCAGAAUAUCAUUACUACAAAUCCAACAACCAUAUACCCUUUCCGGUCACCCACUUAUUCCGUAGUCAUACCCAGCGUACAGAACAGCAUUGGACACCCAGUCUGUGAAGCCCCUUCUACUCUCCAAGUGUCAGCUCCUUCUGCUCAGCAUCCAAGCCCCAUUACGCUGUUCCAGUCUAAUGUAGCAAAUGCGCCACAACUGGCUGCCCCAGCUGCAAACUUACCAAUCCGUCCAGUCCUUCAACCUCAACAUUUUGCUGCACCUUCACCCACAGAAGCUCACCAUGUAUCUUCAGGGACAAAUUGCUCUGUAAAGAGACCCACCCAAGUUUCGAUUGAGAGUGCAAGCAGGAACCCUAAUAAUACAAGCACCGCACACUCUAGAUACAGUGUCUCUAAUAAUCAAGCCCCUAAGGAGUAUCCAGGUGUUUCUUCCUGUUCUAGAAAUGGACCCAUUCCCCAAGCUCCUCCCAUCCCUCAUCCACACGUCUAUCAGCCUCCUCCCAUUGGUCAUCCAGCCACUCUGUUUGGAGCUCCUCCUCGAUUUUCAUUUCAUCAUCCAUACUUCUUACCUGGACCGCAUUAUUUCCCAUCAAGCACAUGUCCAUACAGCCGUCCUCCUUUUGGCUAUGGGAACUUCCCCAGCUCCAUGCCUGAAUGUCUUGGCUUUUAUGAAGACCAAUAUCAAAAACAUGAGGCUAUGUUUUCUGCUCUGAACAGAGACUAUCCCUUUAGAGAAUACCCGGAUGAGCACAUGCAUAGUGAAGACUCCCGCAGUUGUGAGAGCUUGGAAGGGACAUCCUAUUACAGCAGCCACAGCCAGACAGAAGAGGAAUACUUAAACCCUGUGCCUCAGCUGGAUAUUGGGGCCCUUGAGAACGUUUUUACAGCAACCCCUUCCACACCCUCUAGUGUACAGCAAGUCAAUGUGACUGAUAGUGAUGAUGACGAAGAAGGAAAGGUGUUGAGAGAUCUGUAA
This is a messenger RNA of Euleptes europaea (tarantolino), 2343 nucleotides long. RefSeq names its product SRY-box transcription factor 30 (gene SOX30). Gene Ontology annotation, biological process: regulation of transcription by RNA polymerase II. Gene Ontology annotation, molecular function: DNA-binding transcription factor activity, RNA polymerase II-specific; sequence-specific double-stranded DNA binding. Gene Ontology annotation, cellular component: nucleus. The transcript is spliced from 5 exons. The coding region runs from base 1 to 2343 and encodes 780 amino acids. The record is from RefSeq and is a predicted model, not a curated record. Lineage: Eukaryota; Metazoa; Chordata; Lepidosauria; Squamata; Sphaerodactylidae.